This is a messenger RNA of Monoraphidium neglectum, 684 nucleotides long. Its product is annotated as TPR repeat-containing protein. The transcript has 5 exons. Gene Ontology annotation, molecular function: protein binding. The coding region runs from base 1 to 684 and encodes 227 amino acids. The record is from RefSeq and is a predicted model, not a curated record. NCBI's taxonomy places the organism in Eukaryota, Viridiplantae, Chlorophyta, Chlorophyceae, Sphaeropleales, Selenastraceae.
AUGGCGGCCCAGGGGGACUUUGAGGCAAUGGAGCGCGCCUGGACCCGCGCAGUCGAGCUCGCCCCAGAGAACGCCGCCGCGUGGAGCAACCGCGGCACCGCGCGCCUGCAGGCGGGGCGCUGGCGGGACGCCUACGACGACCUGUCGUACGCCCUGCAGCUGGAGACGCGCGCGUUCGGCGGCGACAACGUCGCCGACGGCGUGAGCGCGCUGCUGCUGAAUCAGCUCGCCAAUUCUGAGGGCGCGCUGGGGCGCUGGGAGGAUGCCAUGCAGCACUACCGCAUGGCGGCGGAGGACCCUGAAAUGGAGUCGAUCGCCGCCGCAAACUACGCCCUGGCCGCCUUCGAGACCGGCAGGCAGCAGCUGGCGGUGCGGGAGGCGCGACAGCUGCUCAGAAGGGACCCCUCGUUUUUGGACAUGAGGGCGGCGCUGGUCGCCUUCCUAUGGGCCGGCGGCGAGCCUGCCGCGGCGGAGGGCGAGUGGGAGGCGCUGCAGCAGGCUAACGGCGGCCUCGGCUCCGCGCUGUACGGCCGCGCCUCUGCCGUGGCGCGCGUGCGCAACCGCUGGCCGCCGCGCGCGACGGCGGCGCUGGGCGCGUUCCUGCUGCUCAGCGAUCGCGGGAGCGCAGAGGGUUAUGACGGCCAGAGGCACGAGUAUGUCUUCGAGGCGGCGCGGGCGGGGUGA